Castor canadensis (American beaver) is the source of this 2709-nucleotide messenger RNA. It is a transcript of the gene Ap5m1, whose product is annotated as adaptor related protein complex 5 subunit mu 1. Gene Ontology annotation, cellular component: cytosol; late endosome; AP-type membrane coat adaptor complex. Lineage: Eukaryota; Metazoa; Chordata; Mammalia; Rodentia; Castoridae. Gene Ontology annotation, biological process: endosomal transport. The record is from RefSeq and is a predicted model, not a curated record.
UGCUAGCGUUGUGGGCGGUAAGAAAGCGUCUCAAGGUUCUGGGUGCGGAUUCUUAGACCGGUGGGUGCGAUAUGUGUGGACCAGGAGGUUUUCGUCACCUCACCUGAAGGAUUUAGCUUCUCCGAUGAUCCCGUGUGCGUGCAGGAUGAGAAAGCCUCCCUGCGCGGUUGCUCGGCGGCGACCUUGGCUCUGAGAUGAGCUGAUGUUGUAGCCAUGGCACUGAGGGCAGUCUGGCUCAUACGCCAAGAACUGGGGACCCCACUCGGUGGCACCAUCAGGUUCUCCAGACGAUAUCCUACUGUUGAAAAACGAGCCAGAGUUUUCAAUGGAGCAAGUUAUGUGCCAGUUCCCGAAGAUGGUCCCUUUCUUAAAGCACUACUCUUUGAACUUAGAUUAUUGGAUGAUGAUAAGGACUUUGUGGGGAAUCGAGAUAGUUGUUCACACAUCAAUAAAACAUCCAUCUAUGGACUUUCAGCAGGAGGUGAAGAACUCUGGCCAGUUAUUGCUUUUCAGAGUAAUGGCAUGAUAUUUGCUAGCGUUCCACUAGUUGAACAAACUCUUUCCCCUCGUCCACCAUUAAUUAGCAUUAGUGGAAUUUCUCAAGGCUUGGAACUUCUUUUUGGGAUACAGGAUUUUCUUUACGCUGGUCAAAAAAAUGACACUGAGCUAAAUACAAAAUUGAGUCAGUUGCCCGACUUGCUUCUACAGGCUUGUCCAUUUGGUACUUUAUUAGAUGCUAACUUACAGCAUUCAUUGGAUAACACUAACGUUGCUUCUGUGACUCAGCCACAGAAACAGCCAGCCUGGAGAGCUGGAACAUACAGAGGAAAACCACAAGUUUCUGUUUCUAUCACUGAAAAGGUAAAAUCCAUGCAGUAUGAUAAACAGGAUAUAGCAGAUACGUGGCAAGUUGUUGGAACAGUCACUUGCAAGUGUGAUUUGGAAGGAAUCAUGCCAAAUGUUACCAUCAGCUUGAGUCUUCCCACCAAUGGAUCACCACUUCAAGAUAUUCUAGUUCAUCCUUGUGUGACUUCUCUCGAUUCUGCCAUUCUGACUUCUAGUAGCAUUGAUGCAAUGGAUGAUUCUGCAUUUAGUGGGCCCUAUAAAUUUCCAUUCAGCCCACCUUUGGAGUCAUUCAACUUAUGCUACUAUACUUCCCAGGUCCCUGUCCCACCUAUUUUAGGUUUUUAUCAAAUGAAAGAAGAAGAAGUACAACUAAAAUUAACAGUUAAUUUAAAACUUCAUGAGAGUGUGAAAAAUAAUUUUGAAUUCUGCGAAGCUCACAUACCUUUUUACAAUAGAGGCCCAAUUACACAUUUGGAAUACAAAGUUAGUUUUGGCCAGCUUGAGGUAUUUCGAGAGAAAAGCUUAUUGGUGUGGAUUAUUGGCCAGAAGUUCCCUAAAUCAAUGGAAAUUAGUCUUUCUGGAACUGUAACUUUUGGAUCUAAGAGCCAUAAUAAGCAGCCAUUUGACCAGAUUUGUAUAGGCAGUACAGCCUAUGUAAAGCUUCAUUUUAAAAUCUUAGAUUAUACACUUACUGGAUGUUAUGCGGAUCAGCAUUCAGUUCAAGUUUUUGCAUCAGGAAAACCAAAAAUCAGUGCACAACGGAAACUAAUUUCUUCUGACUAUUACAUCUGGAAUUCUAAAGCUCCUGCUCCCAUAACAUAUGGAUCAUUGUUACUGUAAUUGUUGCGUGUUUAAAUGGGAUUUGUAUAAUGGUAACACAGCUUAAAUAGAAUCACUGUGUUAUUUCUAAUGUUGAUACACAUAACCCGUUACUGAAAAAAAAAUUAUUGAAUGAUUUAAUUAUAAAAAUACUCAUUUUGAUGUUUUUAGUCUACUGUGGUUUGAAGGAGUAUUUUAAAGGUUAAUGUCUCCAGUUUUUGUUAUCCAUUGAUUUUAUGUCACUGUGAUUCAGAACAUGCAAAAGUAGUAAUUCACUUUGGAUUAUUUUAGACUAGUCCUGGGUCAAAGUGCCACACAUGUUCCUUCCUACCCCUGCAGCAGACAUUGCUAAUCAAUCACAGCCCUCUUUCUACACUAAGCCUUCUUGGGAAAGAGCUCAGUCUUCUCAGUGCAGAGCUUCAGGCAGCCCAGUCCAGUGGAUAGUAAUUGACCUGCAAGAAACUAUUUGCUUCUCUAAACCUCAGUACUAAGCUCCUAUUCCAACAUGCUGUUACAAAGUACCAGAGACCAGGUUAAAAAAAAUAACUAUAAAUCUCUUGAAAAAAACACCCAGUGAAGACAAAAGAAAAUUGUUUUAGUUAGUACUGUUUUUAAUCAGGUCUAUCAUAUUGACUAAUAAAGAAUCUGCAUAAUUCUAUUUAAGAUCUUUAUCCGUUCUACCACUACUGUUUUUGUUUGUUUUGCUUUUCUUUUUUAGAGCUACUUUUUAAGUAUUGUUAGCCUGCCAAAAUAGCAUUUGGCCUAGGAUGUGUCAGUAGGCAUAUCAAGAUGGGCAUGAUACCUUCCAAAGAUGACUGUCGUGUUUUGUGAUCACUUAAUAUGUAUCCAAUUUUUUAAAGACAAAUUUAGGCAUAAUAUUGCUUUUUCCAUCUUUCACUAAAAUAAAAUCUUAUUAAUUAAUGAAUUCAGAUAAAAAUUCAAGAAGCCUUUCUGUGGUAGAGAGGUCAUAACUCUUUAUUUUAUGUAGCAUAUUUUCUUUAAGUUUAUCACUCUUACUUUCUUGUUACCCAGUUUCUUGAUUUC